AUGUCUGGAAAAGCCCAACAGAAAAAGGCAAAUGCCGUUCCACCACCAAAACAACCAGACGUGGAACUUGAUCCAAAAAUAAAGGAAUCUCGUGAAAUUUCAAGCAAGCAAUUUUAUUUCCUGGUAAAGCUGAAAACCCUGAACAAAAACCUCAACGAGAGCAGAGAUGAGCUUUACAUGAACAAGGCGAUGCGUUAUAAUGUCGACAAGGAUUUUUUGGAACUACUCAAUGAGGCCCAAAAUAGUGACAAUUAA
Ceutorhynchus assimilis (cabbage seed weevil) is the source of this 255-nucleotide messenger RNA. The record is from the annotation of a GenBank genome assembly. NCBI's taxonomy places the organism in Eukaryota, Metazoa, Arthropoda, Insecta, Coleoptera, Curculionidae.